AUGGUGUUUAGUCUCGGCAGCAUUUCCGUCCACGGCAGCUUCGCAGCCUCGACCAUUGCUGUGUACAAUAAUGUUGCCAAGCAGGUUCUUUUCAAACUUGCUGCCUUAUUUCUGCAGCUGUUCAUAUUCAAGCUAUUCGCCUUGCUUGCAGCGAGUCGUAAAGCAUUUACAUCAUAUUUGAUGUUUACUGAGGACUACAUCCAAAGGACACUAUACAUAUUUUCACGAGGGUUUUCUUCAGGCGGAAUCAUCGUUUUCUUCGUCACAAUUUUGCUUUUUGUGGGGACUUGGUUUGAUGCUCUGCUCUGGGGGUUGGAUUCGCCUGGUUAUCUGGCAGAGAAGAGCAACGUUACAGCCGCCAAGAUUGCCGAUCGUUUACUACCAGAACCAGGGUAUCUUGUCUUCUCAAACAGUAUCCCGGGUGACAUCGCGCCUCUCGAUGCACGGCUCGUCGAUAUGAUGGGUGCUAAUCUGUUUGAGCCUGGCGUCAAUUUCACGCUGACUGGAGUUAUCGACCGCGGCUCUCCAAAAACGGUUGCAGCAACCCGGCCCUUUGAGGAAGUUGGUCCAAGGAUAUGGCUUGAUCAUGACGGCUUCUCUGUCUCAGCAGACACAUUCAUCACAUUUUCUGCAAACAAAACCAACGCGACAAUGUCCUUGAAUUGCCCCUGGCAGACCAUGAGCGACAAUGUACAAAGCUGGAAUUGUACGUUUGACAACUUCUUUGCCCUUCAGUUGGCGAUGGAACACACGUUAGGGCGGCCGGAGGUCCAUUGGGACGAUGUUACAGACAAGCGGCUUCAAUCUCAGUACAUCUCUCCAACCCGCGAGGACAAUCCGUGGACCAGUCUCGGCAAAGGCGGUGAUACGGCUUUGAUGAAACAAAUGUUCACCGUCACUAAAGGCCGCAUGCGUCAUACUUUCGUCGAGACUGCAUUCAAGGCUUGCAUGCUAACCGAUUGGCUAGUCCCGUUCAGCCUGGAAGAAGUGACCGAUUUGGUGAAGAGAGCUUGGUCUACGGACCCAGUCGAUCAAUCAAAUCCAAUCAUCUACGACGUUGCUCAGUCUAUUAUCGAUGCACGUAGCCAGAACAGCAGUGGUGUCUUCGGUCUCACCGCGGAGACAGAAACAUCCGUGUCCCAGGUCAACUACGAACUUCUCAACCUUGAGCUCGUACCUGGUGAAGUGGCAUAUUCUCUGUUUCGAGCUUCGGUCGUCAAUAUUACGCUUGUUCGUUCUGAUGAGCUGCCAGAACCGGUCGUGCCGCUAGAGCCCUGCGACAAAUUCUACACGAACAUAGCACUGGGUGGAAAAGUGCGCGAGACAGACUGCUAUAUGUCCUUCAUUGGAAAUCAAACACAGGAAGGUCACCGUUUUUAUGGUCAAGUCGAUACCUCUGCUUUUCUUAUUCUAAAUGGUGUCAUGGGCGAAGGGCGCUUCAAUUACAGUGACAAGGCCUUGAAUCAGCAAGCCUUCGAGUGGGCUGUGAACAACGAUGAGAAAUUAAGCAAUCUAGUGCUAUCUCGGGGAGCCAUUUUAGCUCUAGGCCCUGCAAAUGUCAUGGUCGAGGUCUCCAGCAUCCAGCCAGCAAUUUCGCGUCUUCAGAUCCUGCUGAUCGUCAUCUGUGCUCUGUUGGCUGGUGUAAGCUGGCUAUGUCUGAUUUUCUUUGCCAAGGCCCAUUAUUCGUCUUCGCUACUAGCAAACUUGAUCGCAACUACGAUGAUCACCUCGAAUGGGGAGGAUGUCAAGAGCGGGAAACCCAGGUAUCUGGUUGAUUGUCCAGAGAUCAAUUUGACACAUGAGAAUGGUCCGACAACAUUGAUGGCGACCGCCACUGGCGUAUUCAAACACGUCGACUUCAUAGAUCAUGGCGCAGGAGAAUACUUCAUAUCACAGAACAGAAAAGAAGAUGGCAAUGACGGAAUUGGGAUGGCCAAAACCACCACUAUCUCCCAAUACGAGGUUGUCAGGGAUCAAGAGUAUGACGGUAAUGCUAGCCCAUUGGCACAGGAGGACACCACCCAUACUACCAUGAUCAACCUAUCAUCUAGAUGA
This is a messenger RNA of Endocarpon pusillum Z07020, 2055 nucleotides long. RefSeq lists its product as uncharacterized. The record is from RefSeq and is a predicted model, not a curated record. NCBI's taxonomy places the organism in Eukaryota, Fungi, Ascomycota, Eurotiomycetes, Verrucariales, Verrucariaceae. The transcript has a single exon. Bases 1 to 2055 code for a protein of 684 amino acids.